Molecule: messenger RNA, 1072 nt
Organism: Panicum hallii
Lineage: Eukaryota; Viridiplantae; Streptophyta; Magnoliopsida; Poales; Poaceae
Product: MADS-box transcription factor 7-like
Exons: 8
Coding region: 152-883 (243 amino acids)
Biological process (GO): positive regulation of transcription by RNA polymerase II
Cellular component (GO): nucleus
Molecular function (GO): DNA-binding transcription factor activity, RNA polymerase II-specific; RNA polymerase II cis-regulatory region sequence-specific DNA binding; protein dimerization activity
Source: RefSeq, a predicted model, not a curated record
UAUUUAAUCCCCGCUCCGAUCCGUCUCCUCCGCCGCUCCUCAAGCUCCCGUCUCUCGAGCAUCUCUCGCUUUGCUUUGCUGCUGCUUCGGUGAGGUCGAUCUGGCGGCGGCGGGGGCGGAGGGCUCGGGGGCCGCGGGGAAGGCGCCGGCCAUGGGGCGGGGGCGGGUGGAGCUGAAGCGGAUCGAGAACAAGAUCAACCGCCAGGUCACCUUCGCCAAGCGCCGCAACGGCCUGCUCAAGAAGGCGUACGAGCUCUCCGUGCUCUGCGACGCAGAGGUCGCGCUCAUCAUCUUCUCCAACCGCGGCAAGCUCUAUGAGUUCUGCAGCACGCAGAGCAUGCCAAAGACACUUGAAAAGUAUCAAAAGUGCAGUUAUGCAGGGCCUGAAACAGCACUGCAAAAUAGAGAGAGUGAGCAAUUGAAAAGCAGCCGUAAUGAGUACCUCAAACUGAAGGCACGUGUUGAAAACUUACAGCGAACUCAAAGGAAUUUGCUCGGCGAAGAUCUUGAUACAUUAGACAUAAAGGAGCUGGAGCACCUCGAGAAGCAGCUUGAUUCAUCCUUGAAGCACAUAAGAUCAACAAGGACACAGCACAUGGUUGAUCAACUGACAGAACUUCAGAGAAAGGAAAAAAUGUUUUCUGAAGCAAAUAAGUGUCUUCGAAGAAAACUGGAGGAGAGCAAUCAGGUUAUCUGGCAGCAAGCGUGGGAGCACGGGGAGCCACAACCAGAAGUGCAGCAUCAGCUGCAAGGCGGCAAUGGAUUCUUCCAUCCCCUCGACGCUGCAGCUGCUCGUGGUGAACCCACCCUUCAGAUAGGGUACCCUUCCGAGGCACUGACUAGCUCAUGCAUGACCACCUUCCUGCCCCCAUGGCUGCCAUGAGAUCACACUACUGUGUGAUUCUGAAAUAAUAAAGAUGCGGCAGAGCCGCCCAUCGCGCUGCCAUAUGUUGUGCUUCGAGUGAUAGAUUCCACUUUAAGAUUCUUGCGUGGCUUGUAUGUGUGUAACAUUUGUGAUGAGCUUGUUGGAGAUUAUCCAUUUGAUUCUCGAAUAAUGUAUUGGGCAUUAUAA